AUGCCUCCCGGUGGUCUUUGGAAACCCUUCAUUAUUUCACAAAAUGUCCUUACAUCGCCUGACAACCAGUCUUCACCCCUCUUUCGCUUACCCCACGAACUCCUCCUCGAGAUAUUUCGGCUCUGCCGCCUGCCCGAUCAAAUCGCAUUCGCCAUCACUUGCAAACAUCUUCUUCACGUCAGCACGAUUGUCUCCUUGAAGGUGUCGCGUCGCGAAUGCCCCGACCUUCAGACGAUGGAGAAACUGCUCAAGGUCGUGCGACCCUUGAACAAAGCUGGACGUGUGAAGAAGACUUGGCUGAACUGCCUCGACUGCCUUCGUUGGCGGCCGCGGAAGAAGAGUUACUGGACCAAAAAGCUGCAACACUUGCCUUUUCGCGAUGAGAUGAGGGCAACAUGGAUGCCUUGGCUGGACGAAAACUCGGAUAAUAGAGUGCUACGCUGGAAUGAGAACUACUCGCUUCAGUGUCCGGAGUGCUGGUAUCAUGAGCAGGUGGAGAAGAUGUUGGAAUUCGUGCGCGCCCGGAAGCGAUGGCCAGAAUUUGAGAUCCCCUCGGCGGAGGUGUUGGAGGAGAAGAUGUGUUCCUGGAUCACGUCCCAACAUCGAUAUGGUGUUGAGUCUUCUGGAUUAGUUCGCCGACGCCCUUGA
This is a messenger RNA of Fonsecaea multimorphosa CBS 102226, 648 nucleotides long. RefSeq lists its product as uncharacterized. NCBI's taxonomy places the organism in Eukaryota, Fungi, Ascomycota, Eurotiomycetes, Chaetothyriales, Herpotrichiellaceae. The coding region runs from base 1 to 648 and encodes 215 amino acids. The record is from RefSeq and is a predicted model, not a curated record. Gene Ontology annotation, molecular function: protein binding. The transcript is spliced from 2 exons.